AUGAUGACACUCCGCGGACUCCUCGCCAGCGUCCUGGUUUCUGCGUCGCUGGUUAGCCUCGCCGUCGCCCGCCCUACUCAUGCGCGCAGCGCGCUCGUCAAGCGCCAGGAUGAGAUUUACGAGGAAUAUGACUUUAUUGUCGUCGGAGCCGGGACGGCGGGACUUACUGUUGCGGAUCGUCUGAGUGAGGAGGGAAAAUAUACCGUCCUAUGCAUUGAAUAUGGCUACCUCGACUCCUCAACAACAAUAACUGCAAUCGGCCCCGGUCCCCGUCGCGACACCCUCCCCUCCGCCACCCGCUACUACAACAUAACCUCCAUCCCCCAACCGGGCCUCGCCAAUGGCCGCAAACCCGCCAUGGCCGGCGCCGUAGUCGGAGGCAGCUCGGCCGUCAACGGCAUGUUUUUCGACCGGGGCUCCGCCGAGGACUACGACACUUGGUUCGGCGUGGCCGGCGAGUGGCAGGAGGACUUUGCCGAGGAAUGGGGCUGGGAGAAUAUCCUGCCGUAUUUCAAGAAGAGCGUUACGUUUCAUCCGCCCACGGAGGAGGAGGUUGAGGCCUAUGGGAUGACGUACGAUGUGGAGGGGGCUUAUGGGGGAAGCGCGGGGAUUCAUUCGAGUUAUGCGCCGUAUCAGUGGGAUGUUCAGCAGCACAUCUGGGAGGGCUUCAAACACAUCGACGGCGUCGACUUCCCAAUCGAAGGAGCAGACGGCCACGCAGUCGGCGUCUUCUGGUGCCCCAACUCCAUCGACCCCUCCACCCGCACGCGCUCCUACUCCAAGAUCGGCCACUACGACACACUCGACGGCCCCGCAUACCGCCAGAACUUCCACCUCCUCACCGGCCACCGCGUCACGCAGGUUCUGCUCGAAGAAGCCGAGGACGAUGAUGGCAACGUCGUGUGGGAUGCCACGGGCGUAAUGUUUACGCCGCGCGAUGGGCCCAUGCCUAGUUCGGCUUGGAGGGUCAAGGCGAGGAAGGAGGUUGUGGUUUCGGCGGGGGCGUUGCAUUCGCCGCAGGUUUUGGAGAGGAGUGGGAUUGGGGGGAGGGAUAUUUUGGAGGCUGCGGGGGUUACGCCGAAGGUUGUUUUGCCGGGUGUUGGGUGGAAUUUCCAGGAUCAUCCGAACUAUGGGAUGUCCUUUAGAUGGACCAAGGAGGACCUCGGACCUACCCCCGAAAACUUCAACCAAGACAAAAACUUCACCGCCUGGGCCGACGAACUCUGGGCUGCUAACCAAACGGGCCCUCAUGCCGCCUACGUCAACAGCGGCGCCUUCCUCCCUCUCUCCGUCCUAACGCCCGAUUACGCCGACAUCGCCUCGGCCAUCGCCUCGCAGAAGGCCGAAGACCACCUCCCCGAGGGCCUCGACCCGACUAUCUACGCGGGCUACCAGCAACAGCUCAAGGUGCUCUCGCAGACGUAUAAUUCGACUGGGACGGCGAUACUAGAACUUCCCUUCUCGGGACGCUCGAGUUUUAGCCUUGUGAAUCUGCAUGAGCUGAGUCGUGGGUCUGUGCAUAUCUCGCCUGAUGAUGAUGGGACGACAGAUACGGGACGGGGAGACGUCGAGCCUGUGGUGGAUUACCGCACGCUCGUUAAUCCCAUUGAUAACGAGGUCAACGCCAUCUUCGUCGCUUUCGUGCGCAGCUUCUUCGGCUCGGAGUACAUGGUCGAGAACCUCGCACCUGUCGAACUCACGCCCGGCAUUGACGAAUAUCCCGAUGGGUCGGAGGAGCUGGACGGCUGGUUGAGGAGGGUGUUGAGUCCGAGUACGGGACAUCCCGUGGGGACGUGUUCUCUGGCGCCGUUGGAGCUGGGAGGAGUGGUUGGGCCGGAUUUGAGGGUUUAUGGGACGAGGAGGUUGAGUGUUGCUGAUAAUUCGGUCAUGCCGCUUAUUCCGGGGACGCAUACUAGUUCGACUGCGUAUGCUAUUGGUGAGAAGGCGGCUGAUUUGAUCAAGAGGAGGGCGGGUUGGUGGGAUGAUGCUGAGGAGUAA
Scedosporium apiospermum is the source of this 1998-nucleotide messenger RNA. RefSeq lists its product as uncharacterized. The record is from RefSeq and is a predicted model, not a curated record. Lineage: Eukaryota; Fungi; Ascomycota; Sordariomycetes; Microascales; Microascaceae. Gene Ontology annotation, molecular function: flavin adenine dinucleotide binding; oxidoreductase activity, acting on CH-OH group of donors. Gene Ontology annotation, biological process: secondary metabolite biosynthetic process. The transcript is spliced from 4 exons. Bases 1 to 1998 code for a protein of 665 amino acids.